AUCGACUCAGAAUGUGUGUGAGUGUGGAAGCUUUUCCGCUAUUCGAUAAGAUAGGGAACUCGACAAUCCAUUCAGUGCACUGAGAACCUUUACCAUGGCGAGUUUGAAAGUUAUGAGAGCUCUGACCUUUGCCCUGCUGCUCCUGCUGGCCAUCCACUUUAGUCGGGCAGAGAUUAUCGAUGGCGAGGAGGAGACGGACCGCUUUUGUUAUCCGGAGAGCUCCAAGAACUCUCGGCGCUCCUGCGAGUGCAGCAAUGUGAGUGCUUCACCCUGGGGAAUGCGUGCCCUGCGCAUCGAUUGCAGCUACAAGGACUACAAAGUCAAGGAUCUCUCCCUGGUGCUACCCCUGUAUAUCGACUCCCUGGACCUCUCCUGGAAUGGCCUGGAUUCGGUGCCGAUCUUUGCCAGCGACAGUCUGCAUCAGUUGAAUCUGAGGCAUAAUAACAUAUCGAAGGUGAUAGCUGGCAACUUUAAGCAGUUGACCAGUUUGAAGGAGCUCUAUCUGGGCUGGAACAGCAUUGCCCAACUGGAGGCUAACUCCUUCGAGGGGUUGCCCCAUCUUCAAGUGCUCGACUUGGCCCACAACAAUUUGCACUCCCUGCCCAGCCAGCUGUUUGCCCCGCUCCUCGUUCUGGGCAGUCUGGAUAUUUCCUGGAAUCGCCGUUUCAACGAAUCUGGCGGAGAUCUGUAUACCGAACUGGGCGUGAACUGGAAACUGGCCACUUUGAGGUUGGAUGCCUGCAGCUUGACUGAGCUCCACCUGCCCGUGAGUGCUCCCCUAAAGGAACUUUCUCUGAGGAGGAAUCAGCUGAAGCGAAUUCCCAGUCAACUGCCGGAAUCCCUGCUCCGCCUGGACAUCAGCGACAAUCUGCUGGAGGAGCUUCGCCCCCAGGACACGGCCAAUCUUACCCAGGUGCGCCAGCUGUUCGUCGAGGAUAUGUCCCUGCUGCAGAGCGUGGUGGCCCAGGCCCUGGCCCCCGUGGAUCUUCUCGAGACACUGAGCUUCCAGAACAGUCGACAAUUGACUCACUUCGAUGCCCAGGCCUUUGGAGUCAUCUCUCCAGUCUCCAUUAAAAAGAAAGCCCUGCGAUCCCUGAGCUUUCGUGGCACUAUGCUGCGCUCCUUUAAUUCCACGCUGGCGCCACUUUUUAACCAGCUUACCGAACUGGAUCUCAAUGGUCUCCCGCUGCAGUGUGACUGCGAGCUGGUGUGGCUGAAGCAGCUGCCCUACCAGACCAACGGAAGGUGCUACAAGCCAAACCGGAUCCGUGGCAUGCUGGUCACAUCCGCCCGAGGAGACGCCUUCAGCUGCGACACCUGGCCGAGAUGGGCCUACGGCCUGGUGGUGCUCUCCCUCAUCGCCCUCAGUGCCGUGGGCAUCUACCUGAUAGUCAUGGGACUGAGGCCACAUCGAGGGGUCACCAUGCGCCGCAAGGUGGGCGCCGGUUCGCCCUACGCCCGCGUCACCAUCGAGCCCAAUCGCCAGGAGAAUCCCCUCUAGAAGUCACUUAGAAAAAAAUACCACCUAAGUUGUUGUAACUAACAUAAAUAAUCCAAAGCCUUACAGCCCAUUAGUAGACAAUAAAAAAACACACACACAACACUAAAA
Molecule: messenger RNA, 1609 nt
Organism: Drosophila subpulchrella
Lineage: Eukaryota; Metazoa; Arthropoda; Insecta; Diptera; Drosophilidae
Product: phospholipase A2 inhibitor
Exons: 1
Coding region: 95-1501 (468 amino acids)
Molecular function (GO): protein binding
Source: RefSeq, a predicted model, not a curated record